Messenger RNA from Cuscuta campestris, 1628 nucleotides. NCBI's taxonomy places the organism in Eukaryota, Viridiplantae, Streptophyta, Magnoliopsida, Solanales, Convolvulaceae. The record is from the annotation of a GenBank genome assembly.
CUGUCCAUGAGGAGGUUUGUUGCAUAAAAUUAUGCGAAAAUUUCUGUAAAUAGGCUUCCUUCUUCUUCCAGACUUCUUCACAGUUCACACUCCCAAUCUUGUUUUACUAACUGUAUUUAUUUAUUCAUUGGGGACGGGCACAAAUUAUAAGAACUCAUAAUCCCAAUCUAAAUCUAAUCUAAUACACAGAGAUUCCUGGUGGGAAUCUUCUUUCUCUAAUCCACCCUCCAAGAAUCUUUUUCUCUUUAUUCACACUUGGCUGUCAACGCACAGCCGCCGGAGACAUGAUUACCACUGUUGAAGAAUCGACCGGGGAAACUCCGGCCAGGCUUCAGGGGAAACUGAUUGCAACUAUAGUGUGUUGGUUUCUGGGACUGGGUUCUCUUGUGGCUUGGAAUAGCAUGCUUACUAUUGGAGAUUACUAUUACCAGUUAUUUCCUGACUACCAUCCUUCUAGGGUGCUUACCCUGGUUUAUCAACCCUUUGCAAUUGGAGCAAUUGCAAUUCUUGCAUAUAAAGAUCAAAAGGUUAAUACAAGGAUCAGAAAUUUAGUAGGGUUUUCUCUAUUCAGCCUGGCUACUUUUGCACUACUGAUGUUGGAUGUAGCCACAUCGGGGAAGGGUGGAAUCGGACCUUUCUCGGGAAUUUGUGUUCUGGUUGCAUGUUUUGGGGUUGCAGAUGCCCUUGUUCAGGGUGGUGUUGUUGGAGACCUUGCUUUCAUGUUUCUGUUUUUGGCAAUCUCCACGUUCUUUGAAUUCAUAUGCAUCAUUCUCUAUGGAUACAUCUUCCCCAAAAUUCCAAUUGUGAAGUACUAUCGCGCAAAGGCAGCUUCUGAGGGAUCAAAAACUGUUGCUGCAGAUUUAGCUGCAGCUGGCCUCCAGACAAAUUCAGCUGAUGAUGCCAAGCAGGUGGCGAGGCUGACCAACUGGCAGUUGUUCACUCAAAACAUUGAUUAUGCAUUGGACCUCUACCUCAUAUACGUUCUGACUUUAUCGAUCUUCCCUGGAUUUCUAUAUGAGAAUACCGGAGAACACAAUCUUGGAUCAUGGUAUUCGGUUGUUCUGAUUGCUAUGUAUAACAUUUGGGAUUUGGUGUCGAGGUACACUCCCAUGAUCAAGGCAAUUGAGGUGAAAUCCAGAAAGUGGCUAAUGAUAUUGAUAUUGUCGCGUAUCUUGUUGAUCCCGUGCUUCUAUUUCACUGCCAAGUAUGGGGAUCAAGGCUGGAUGAUCUUCCUCGUAUCUUUCCUAGGACUGACGAAUGGCCAUUUGACAGUUUGUGUCCUCACUAAUGCUCCUAAAGGUUACAAGGGACCGGAGGCAAAUGCAUUGGGUAACAUUCUUGUUAUGUCCCUUCUUUGUGGCAUAUUUUCUGGAGUGGCUCUUGACUGGCUCUGGCUCAUUGGCCAUGGCAGUUUCUGAGGAAAAAGUAAACUAUUUUCUUAUUUCAAGUAAAAAGAUUGGGUUCCCCUUAGAUACUUAGAUGUUUAGAAUUUACUCGGGUAAUAAUAAUUAUGCUACCCUAUUUAUCUACUCAGGUGUUUUUUUUUGGCUUCAAGAAACAUGUGUUUUCGUUUAUUUAUGUGAAUAUUUUGCAGAUGGUGGGGGUCCAAAUUAAUGGGAGUAAAUUUU